GGGCAGGUGGGCCCUUGGGCGUGUCCUGGCAGGCUGGCUCUUGCAGUGAGCCUGACUCUCCGCCUGGGAUAAUGGCAUUCCUCAGCCACAUCUUGGUUCUCUGUGUGGGCCUUGUCACCGUGGCCAAGGCAGAAGCUCCACAGGAACAUGACCCGUUCACUUAUGACUACAAGUCCCUGCGCAUCGGAGGCCUCACGAUUGCGGGAGUCCUCUUCAUCCUGGGCAUCCUCAUCGUGCUGAGCAGAAGGUGCCGCUGCAAAUUCAACCAGCAGCAGAGGACUGGGGAACCUGAUGAAGAGGAGGGAACUUUCCGCAGCUCCAUCCGCCGUCUGUCCUCCCGCAGGCGGUAGAGACACCUGGCCGCCGGCGCCCAGCCAGGAUCCGCCUGGCAGCUGACGCCUCCCGCCCCCCGCCGCGCGCCCCCCGCCGCCUGGACUGCUGGCUGCCGCCCCAGUCCUGCCCCCAGACCCCUCUCCGCCGCCCAGACUUCCAAUAAAACGUGC
Molecule: messenger RNA, 503 nt
Organism: Talpa occidentalis (Iberian mole)
Lineage: Eukaryota; Metazoa; Chordata; Mammalia; Eulipotyphla; Talpidae
Gene: FXYD1
Product: FXYD domain containing ion transport regulator 1
Exons: 8
Coding region: 72-350 (92 amino acids)
Biological process (GO): monoatomic ion transport; regulation of sodium ion transmembrane transporter activity
Cellular component (GO): membrane
Molecular function (GO): sodium channel regulator activity
Source: RefSeq, a predicted model, not a curated record